AAAACACACACCCCUUAAACCCUCCUUUAUAUUUUAUUUUCUUGUUCAGUCCUGAAACCCUUUUUCCCGGUCACCGACCGUCAUUCUUUCCAUUAAACCUUCAGGUUUUUUGGUGGUAGCAGGAUGGAUGACAGUUUAUAUGAUGAGUUUGGAAACUACAUUGGACCUGAAAUCGAGUCUGAUCAAGAGAGUGACAGAGAUGACGAAGAUGAAGAUCUUGUAGUCAAGGAAGAAGGCGAGAGGGCCGAGUCUGAUGAAGAGAAUGGAGUUAUUGGUGUCGGACAUAACGGGUGGAUGACUACUGGUGAUGAUGUUGAUAUGGAUAAUCAGAUUAUUCUUGCAGAGGAUAAGAAGUAUUAUCCGACUGCACAAGAGGUGUAUGGUGAAGAGGUGGAAACACUGGUUAUGGAUGAAGACGAACAGCCUCUCGAGCUGCCUAUUAUUAAGCCGGUCAGAGAUAUUAAGUUUGAAGUCGGCAUUAAAGAUUCUUCUACUUAUGUGUCGACACAGUUUCUAUUGGGUCUCUCAUCAAACCCCACUCUGGUUAGAAAUGUUGCUUUGGUUGGACACCUGCAGCAUGGGAAGACCGUUUUCAUGGAUAUGCUGGUUGAGCAAACCCACCACAUAUCAACUUUCGAUCAAAACAGUGAGAAGCAUAUGAGGUAUACUGAUACUAGGGUUGAUGAGCAGGAAAGAAGGAUAUCAAUCAAGGCCGUUCCAAUGUCACUCGUUCUUGAAGAUAGCAAUUCAAAAUCUUAUAUGUGUAAUAUAAUGGAUACACCCGGGCAUGUCAAUUUUUCUGAUGAAAUGACUGCCGCCCUCAGACUUGCUGACGGGGCAGUGUUGGUAGUAGAUGCUGCUGAAGGGGUCAUGGUUAACACUGAGAGAGCUAUCCGGCAUGCAAUUCAAGACCGCUUACCUAUAGUUGUUGUGAUAAACAAGGUUGACAGAUUAAUAACCGAGCUCAAGCUACCUCCCAAAGAUGCUUAUCACAAGUUGAGACAUACAAUUGAAGUCAUCAAUAAUCAUAUCGCUGCAGUCUCUUCAACUGCUGGCAAUGUUCAAAUUAUCGAUCCAGCUGCUGGAAAUCUUUGUUUUGCUAGUGGGAGUGCAGGAUGGUGCUUCACUUUGCAAUCAUUUGCCAAAUUAUAUGUUAAGCUUCAUGGAAUUCCUUUUGAUGCCAACAAAUUCGCUUCUCGACUUUGGGGAGAUUAUUAUUAUGAUCCGGCUACUAGAGCUUUUAAGAAGAAACAACCUGCAAGUGGGGCAGAAAGAUCAUUUGUGCAGUUCAUUCUUGAACCCCUCUACAAGAUUUACAGCCAAGUAGUUGGAGAACACAAAAAGAGCGUGGAAACAACAUUGGCGGAACUAGGUGUGACUCUGAGCAAUGCUGCCUAUAAGCUAAAUGUGAGGCCGUUGCUUAGAUUGGCUUGCAGCUCAGUCUUCGGGUCAGCCACUGGCUUUACCGACAUGCUGGUUCAGCAUAUCCCUUCUGCCAAGGAGGCCGCCUCUCAAAAAGUAGAUCACAUAUACACUGGACCUAAAGAUUCAAAAAUUUACUCUGCCAUGGAGGAUUGUGAUCACUCUGGCCCGCUUAUGGUCAAUAUAACAAAAUUGUAUCCUAAAUCUGAUUGUAGUGUGUUUGAUGCAUUUGGAAGGGUCUAUAGUGGUGAACUUCGUAUCGGCCAGACUGUCCGUGUCCUUGGAGAAGGUUAUUCACCAGACGAUGAGGAAGAUAUGACUGUUAAAGAAGUAACGAAGUUAUGGGUUUAUCAAGCUCGUUACAGGAUACCUAUCAAUAAGGCCCCUCCUGGUUCCUGGGUGCUUAUCGAGGGUGUUGAUGCUUCAAUUAUGAAAACUGCUACUCUUUGUAAUUCAGAAUUUGAUGAGGAUGUUUACAUCUUUAGGCCACUUCAGUUUAACACUCUUCCAGUGGUGAAAACAGCAACCGAGCCAUUAAAUCCAAGUGAGUUACCCAAGAUGGUUGAAGGUCUUAGGAAGAUCAGUAAGAGCUAUCCUUUAGCUAUUACUAAAGUUGAGGAAUCCGGGGAACACACUAUUCUAGGUACUGGAGAGUUGUACUUAGAUUCUAUAAUGAAGGACCUUAGGGAACUGUAUUCAGAAGUGGAAGUCAAGGUGGCAGAUCCAGUGGUGUCAUUCUGUGAAACGGUGGUGGAUGAAUCUUCUAUGAAAUGCUUUGCUGAAACUCCCAACAAGAAAAAUAAAAUUACUAUGAUUGCUCAAUCAUUGGAGAGAGGACUUGCGGAGGAUAUUGAGAAUGGUAUUGUGAGCAUUGACUGGCCUAGGAGGAGGCUUGGGGAUUUCUUCCAAGCUAGAUAUGAUUGGGAUCUUCUUGCUGCAAGAUCUAUAUGGGCGUUUGGACCAGAUAAGCAGGGACCUAACAUAUUAUUGGAUGACACGCUGUCUGGUGAAGUAGACAAAACCUUGUUGAAUGCCGUUAAGGAUUCAAUUGUUCAAGGAUUCCAGUGGGGUGCACGCGAGGGCCCACUUUGUGAUGAGCCCAUCCGUAAUGUGAAGUUCAAAAUAGUCGAUGCUAAGAUUGCACCAGAGCCAUUACAUCGAGGAACUGGUCAAAUCAUUCCAACAGCUCGACGUGUGGCCUAUUCAGCUUUUCUUAUGGCAACACCACGUCUUAUGGAGCCCGUCUAUUAUGUGGAGAUACAGACACCUAUUGAUUGUGUUUCUGCUAUAUACACGGUGUUAUCAAGAAGACGUGGGCAUAUAACUGCUGAUGUUCCUCAACCAGGCACACCAGCCUAUAUAGUCAAGGCAUUUCUUCCUGUAAUUGAGUCAUUUGGUUUUGAGACGGAUUUACGGUAUCAUACCCAGGGGCAAGCCUUUGCUCUCUCGACUUUUGAUCACUGGGCCAUUGUUCCUGGUGAUCCAUUGGACAAAAGUAUUGUAUUGAGACCACUUGAGCCCGCGCCAGUUCAAUACCUGGCACGUGAGUUCAUGGUGAAGACAAGGCGUCGGAAGGGAAUGAGCGAGGAUGUGAGCAUCAAUAAGUUCUUUGAUGAGGCUAUGGUGGUGGAGCUUGCUCAGCAGGCUGCUGAUCUGCACCAACAAAUGAUCUAGUGGUAGCAGCUGCAGAUGUCAGUUCCAUGAACAAGAUCUUGAAUCUGGUGCAAUUAUUUGUAGUUCUCUUAUAAAACUGUCCUUAGAUAAAUUAGCUAUCGGAAUAGAGAUUGCAUUGCGGACAGAAGUGAUGAAUUCAUAGAGGAUUAGUAACAAGAUGAGACUGUAGUAUGAUACGAGGUAUAUCCGCCCUAGUAUCUGUCACAUGUCCAGGGGAUCAAUCUUAUGUUUUGGUGCGCCGAAGUCAAACUUGAAAUGAUAUGAUAGUUGGUGAACGACUACAUUCAGUUGUGCAAUGAAUGAAAGGCUUGUAGAACAUAUGUUAAUCUGAGUUUUUGCUUUUCAUUUAUUUUUGUCACUAACCUUUAACCAAAAGAAUGAGAUGAAUUUUGUACUCGUUUUUUGUUUUGCUAAAGGUGCAUUGUUUAACCA
Erigeron canadensis is the source of this 3528-nucleotide messenger RNA. RefSeq names its product 110 kDa U5 small nuclear ribonucleoprotein component CLO. Gene Ontology annotation, cellular component: U2-type catalytic step 2 spliceosome; U4/U6 x U5 tri-snRNP complex; cytosol. The record is from RefSeq and is a predicted model, not a curated record. Gene Ontology annotation, molecular function: GTPase activity; U5 snRNA binding; GTP binding. Lineage: Eukaryota; Viridiplantae; Streptophyta; Magnoliopsida; Asterales; Asteraceae. Bases 124 to 3096 code for a protein of 990 amino acids. Gene Ontology annotation, biological process: mRNA splicing, via spliceosome. The transcript has 11 exons.